Molecule: messenger RNA, 467 nt
Organism: Tribolium madens (black flour beetle)
Lineage: Eukaryota; Metazoa; Arthropoda; Insecta; Coleoptera; Tenebrionidae
Product: protein PET100 homolog, mitochondrial
Exons: 1
Coding region: 125-361 (78 amino acids)
Biological process (GO): mitochondrial respiratory chain complex IV assembly
Cellular component (GO): mitochondrion; mitochondrial inner membrane
Source: RefSeq, a predicted model, not a curated record
UUAUUAGUUUAUUGAGUUUAACCGACGAGUCGCCUAUGACAAUUUUUGACAUUUAGAGAUAACUCGUUUAACCUCACUUUUCUGUGCAUAUUUUCCACAAGAAACACACUCAAUAUUCUAUAAAAUGGGCAGUUGGCGUCUCGAAAUUGGCAAAAUGGCACUUUAUAUCACUUUCCCUGUGGCCAUGUUUCAUUAUUUCAACCAACCAGAAUUAUUCGAGGAAUGGGUCGUAAAGACUAGACGGGAGCUCUACCCCCCAGAAAACACCACCCAACAACGGGAAUUCCUCGAAGCCAUUCAGAAAAUUAAAGCCAAACAAGAAGCCGACCGGAUCAAGGCCUUAGAACGCAGUGGAGGGUAAUUAAUAGACAAUUGUUACAUUUAAAAGUAUUUAAUAAAAAGUUUGUUCGGAAACAUUGCAUCAUAAAUUAUGUUUUAAGAAAAUAUAGUCAACAUGUCUAAAUAGG